This is a messenger RNA of Peronospora farinosa, 1197 nucleotides long. The record is from the annotation of a GenBank genome assembly. NCBI's taxonomy places the organism in Eukaryota, Oomycota, Peronosporomycetes, Peronosporales, Peronosporaceae.
AUGGCGAUUCUAAACCCAGAGGCUGAAUCAGCGACCAAACAAGCCACAGAGAGCGAAGCCAAGCAACGUCAGCUCGCUAAGGCAGGCUACAAGCACGUCGAGGGUGCUCCAGCGCCACUGCCACUGGAAUUACCGCACUUUUCACUGCGUGAACUACGAGCGGCUAUUCCCAAGCACUGCUUUGAACGCUCCUUUGUCACUUCCACAUACUACAUGAUGAAGAACUUGAUCACGUGUGUCGCACUCUUUUACGCGGCAACUUUUAUUGAUCAGAUGGGCGUUGCUGCUUACCUGCUCUGGCCUUUGUACUGGUUUUUCCAAGGUACUUACCUGACGGGUAUUUGGGUCGUUGCGCACGAGUGUGGCCAUCAAUCUUACUGCUCUAGCGAGACAGUCAACAACAUGAUUGGUCUCGUACUACACUCGGCGCUGCUUGUGCCGUACCACAGCUGGCGCAUUUCGCAUCGUCAACACCAUUCGAACACGGGCAGCUGUGAAAAUGACGAGGUAUUUGUACCUGUUACCCGCUCUGCGAUCUCCAGCUCGUGGGAUGAGACUUUGGAGGACUCACCGCUGUAUCAGCUCUACCGCAUUGUGAACAUGUUGGUUAUUGGUUGGAACCCCGGCUACCUGUUUUUCAAUGCCACAGGCCCGACCAAGUACUCGGGCAAGGCGUGCAGCCAUUUUAACCCGUACUCGGCCAUUUACUCGGAUCGCGAGCGCUGGAUGAUCGUACUAAGUGACAUCUUCCUCGUGUUAAUGCUCGCUGUGCUCGCUGUGUUGGUGCACACCUUUUCAUUCUACACCAUGGUCAAGUUUUACGUCGUACCCUACUUCAUCGUGAACGCCUAUUUGGUGCUAAUUACAUUCCUGCAGCACACGGACACGUACAUUCCACACUUUCGAGAGGGUGAGUGGAACUGGUUGCGUGGUGCAUUGUGCACGGUGGAUCGUUCGUUCGGGUCGUACUUGGAUUCGGUGGUGCAUCACAUUGUGGACACGCACGUGUGCCACCACAUCUUUUCCAAGAUGCCAUUUUACCAUUGUGAGGAGGCCACGAAAGCCAUGAAACCACUGCUGGGCAAGUUCUACCUUAAAGACACUACGCCCGUCCCAUUGGCGGUGUGGAGAUCAUACACACACUGCAAAUUUGUCGAGGACGAUGGCAAGAUUGUCUUUUACAAGAACAAGCUGUAA